Molecule: messenger RNA, 2676 nt
Organism: Caenorhabditis remanei
Lineage: Eukaryota; Metazoa; Nematoda; Chromadorea; Rhabditida; Rhabditidae
Exons: 13
Coding region: 1-2676 (891 amino acids)
Source: RefSeq, a predicted model, not a curated record
AUGCCGUUCCAAACGAAGUAUCAACAAGCCGUGGAUAUCCAACGUCACCGAAUCGCCUAUCAUGAGGCGAUCGCCAACAGCUGGAGACAGCUGAAUAUGAGGGACCAGUCGACUCAAAACUCGAUUAUCAAAGGAAAGGAAAAAGGAAUUCAUGUGUUCGAGCAUAAUGCUCUUCUCACCAGACGAGGAAAAUCCGUGAACUUCCUCUCUCAAGGCUCAAGUGAUCAAGUCAAUCAUGAUUGGAAAAACGGACACUACGAGGAAUACUACGAGGGAGGUAACCAACCUGUGAUGUACCCAUCUGAAGUUCAACUGGAUCUGAAUCACGAAGCUGGAUUGUCUGGAGCACCGAAUGGAAGUCAACACGCAGGAUUUCCACAGGUUGGACAACAGGCGGUUUGGGUCCAACAGGUUGGUCCGCAGCAAUGGGUCUCAAUACCUCCUGGCUACCAAUCCAUAUACUGCCAGCAACCUGGGUUCUACACGGCAACGCAACCACCGAUCGGUUACCAAGAAACUGCACCACCACAACAACAAAUCCCACAAGACAACUUCCAACAAUAUCCACAGCAUGUUGUGAACCCAAUGGUCGUGUGCCACCAAACUCAGCAAAGUAUCAACGAAGUCCAUCCAGCCAUUCCUGAAAAAAUUGAAAAUGCAGUCGAAUCGAACAAUUCUGCAAAUCUCCAUAUUCAACUGCCGUUCCGUAUCCCAGACACCAAUUCGCAAACGUAUGGUACCUACGAAUCGGGGUACCGGGACACCCCAUUGGCUACUCUUCUUCCAUCGGAAAAUGCAAUCCAGAACACAAAUGUACAAUCGGGAUCGAAAAGUUUUGUCGGAUCAAGCAGCUUGACAAUUGCGAAAAACAUCCAAUCUUCUCCAAACACUCCAAACGCCUCUUCCGAAAUCAACCAACAAGACUACAACUGCCCAAAAGAAAUCGAAGAGUGUGAGGAGAAACAAAGUGUUCCUUUGCCAACAACCAUCGAAGCAAAUGAAGAAAAGGAAGAAGAAGUGCCAGAUGUAAUUCAAGAAACCGUUGUGAAACAAGAAAUAACAGUAAUCGAGCUUGUGGAGUUUCCACUUUUGAGAAGUGAACCAAUCUGCCAAUCAGCAAGACAGAAAUUAGAACAGGCAAUCAAUCCACUUCUCGAAAAACCAGAUGGCAGACAGCAACACAGGACACAAAAAGUCACUCCUGAAGCCACACAGAAAACAAUCAAUGUGACCACAACUGUCCAACCACUUCCCUCGCUGACUUCGGAGCAGAGUCCACGAUCUUCAUACGCCAAUGCUGUGAAGUCUGCACCUAAAAGUUCUCCUCCUAAGGAUGUGCAGAAAAAAUCUGCGGCAGUUCUCCCUGUUCCAAAAAAAAAACAACCGAGGACGUCAGAUAAACAGGAGAGAAAGGAGCAUAAAACAAUUGUUGUGAAAAAGGCUUCUGUGGUCUACAGUGACAUUCUUCCAAUCGUCACAAAUCGCAAUGGAAAAGAUUCUUGUGCAACCAAGACCAAGAGUCCACCAAAGAAAAGAGAAGAGACUCCAUUUGCCUCCAAGACUACGUUCUCACCUUCUCAUGUUCCACAACCAAUUCUCUUGAAAGAAAAGGAGGAGAAAUCGGAAAAGAAACUGUCUUCUCCAUUCACACCAAUUCCACCACUAUCUCCAACGCCACUUGAAACAACUGCGUCUUUUCCAACUGAAAUUCUUGUGAUGGAACAAGAGAAACAAAAAACGGAGAAUGAUGGAGAAGAGAUAACAUCUUCCUCGUCCUCGUCCCAACAACCAACACCAUCCCAAUCAAAAAAAGAUGGAAAAGGAAAGAAGAAGACCGGGAAACAGCAAAAGAAAAUCAAGAAAAGGAACGGUGUGGAGUUUACGGAGGAGGACGAUAAGAUGUUGGAGAAAAUUAUAAUGGAUAAAGAGGAGAAUGAAAAGAAGAAAACUCCUCCAUCGCCCAUUCCCGACAAUGAGAAUGAUGUCUUUGAAACUCGAAGGAAGCAAAUCUUGGACUCCACGCAAAAAGAAGGAUUCUACUCUUUUGUGCCUAAUGAAGAUGAAGUUGAAGUCGAAGCAGCACAUGAAGGGUCCAGUUCACUCCCACGGUCCCAGAAAGUCAACGUCGAGGACACUGAGGAUAUGGACGAACUGAUGAAUCGGUUAGAUGGAGUUUCAACUGAUUCAGAUACGGAUUCCGUCUUUGAAUAUGUGAUGGAAGAACCAUCCGACGUGAAAGAAGAAGAAGAGAAAGUGGAAAAUUGUGUCUCCAGUGUUUUUUCCAGGAUCAACGCGCUCGAAAAAAUAAGAAAAGAUGGACCGUUGUUGGAGUAUAUGACCAACAACAUUCGGCAAGUCAUCAAAGACUUGUCCAGCCGUCCACCGGUGGGAAAAGAGAAACCAGUCAAAAAACAAGACGCCAGGAUCCAAAAACAAGCGGUGAAAGCAUUCUUCAAGGAUAGGAGAGAGGCAACAAAACCGAGCAGGAAUAACUAUUCCCGUUUUCUCACAGAAGCCUACAAUUGUCUUCUUUUAAAUUAUAAUUCAAAUCUAGUACCUAUAUUUUUUGAUCUCACAAAAUGUAAGAAAGAAGAACUUUCUGCGAAGGAGAAAAUGGUCUUCAUUGAUGUAUUCCAUGAAGAAGGUGGAGUUAAAGACUUUUUGAAUGCUGUUUAA